This is a messenger RNA of Bipolaris zeicola 26-R-13, 801 nucleotides long. RefSeq lists its product as uncharacterized. The transcript has 3 exons. Gene Ontology annotation, molecular function: oxidoreductase activity, acting on NAD(P)H, oxygen as acceptor. Gene Ontology annotation, cellular component: intracellular anatomical structure. Bases 1 to 801 code for a protein of 266 amino acids. The record is from RefSeq and is a predicted model, not a curated record. Lineage: Eukaryota; Fungi; Ascomycota; Dothideomycetes; Pleosporales; Pleosporaceae.
AUGUCGACCACACGCGGGCUACCAGAGUUCAGCCUAGCCGGCAAGGUCAUACUGGUGUCAGGUGGUGCGCGAGGCCUUGGACUUACACAGGCCGAAGCAUUGUUAGAAGCUGGUGCACGAGUCUAUGCACUUGAUAGGCUUCCCGAGCCAUCCCCAGACUUUGGUCCGAUCGCAGAACGAGCAAAGAAGGAUCUCGGAACAUCGCUUGAGUACCGUCAGAUAGACGUGCGGGAUGUAAAGAAGCUGAAUGAGAUCGUCGAUGACAUUGCGAACAAGGAGGGAAGGCUAGACGGGCUAAUCGCGGCGGCCGGUAUCCAACAGGAGACGCCUGCAUUGGAGUAUACCGCUGAGGAUGCGAAUCGGAUGUUUGAGGUGAACAUCACUGGAUCUAUGAUGACCGCGCAAGCCGCUGCGAAGCAAAUGAUCAAGUUUGGCAACGGCGGAAGUAUCGUGCUUAUUGCUAGCAUGUCUGGCACCGUGGCGAACAGGGGUCUUAUAUGCUCGGCAUACAAUGCUUCGAAAGCAGGUGUGUUGCAGCUCGCUCGCAACCUCGCAUCGGAAUGGGGUGAGCACAAGAUUCGUGUCAACACAAUCUCGCCGGGUUAUAUCGUGACGGCCAUGGUAGAGGAGCUUUUCAAGCAGUAUCCUGAGCGAAGGGAAACAUGGCCGACGCAGAAUAUGUUGGGCCGCUUGUCCAAGCCAGAGGAAUACCGUGGUGCCGCAGUUUUCCUUCUCAGCGAUGCGAGCUCAUUCAUGACUGGGUCAGAUCUGAGGAUAGACGGUGGCCAUUCGGCGUGGUAG